CCUGCUCCUUCCCUGCCUCCCUUUGGAACUGCUGGAUUGCCUCUCACGUUUCCAUGGUGAUCCCUAUGGCUACCCGGGCUACCCAUUGCUGCUCCAGAAUUCUCUACUUGAGCAGAGCAGCUCUCCCCUCAGCCUAUUUAGAACACCUCCCUUUUUUACUAUGGUGUGCUUGAGAUCUGCAAAACCCAACGCUGGCCAGUCCACACAGGUUCUGAAAAGGAGCCAGCCGCUGGCAAACCUACACAGCUGGCAGAAUGCAGCUCAACCCUCUGUCUUGGGACACCUGGAGACACGGACACCACGGUGCCUGCCCCACGCCCAUUGAAAGGGAUCAUCCCUUGACUCUCCAGGACCCUACUGCCAACUGUUUUUACUACAUUCUCUCUCCUGAGAACAGAAGCUCCUACCUGCUUGACAACUCUUCCAAUUCCAUCCAGCCAGAGUCCCUGGCUGCCCCCAUGAGACUGGAGGAUAGUGCCCCCGGUGUUCAGAAGCAUCAACAGCCUGAGGUUGCUCUCCAGAGGCUGGAAGGGAAGGAAAUCGCCCCAACAGAUGUUAAAUACCGCUUGCAGCUGCUCGAAGAGGCUCCAUCCCAGAGAAACAGCUCAAAUGGACAAGGCCAGCACCACAAGCCGGGAUGGAUCCCAUUCAGCAAAUCCCACAGAGAAUGGUUCAAGCCCUGGAAGAUGGAAGAUGUGGCAUAUCACAGGGACGAGCCCUCCCAUUCAGGUCACAUGCAGGGCAGAAGAACAGCACCAAGAGGACACCAGAGCCACAUGGAGUAUGUCAGCCAGGACCAGAGUAACACCCAAGUUCCAAUGUGGAGUCAAGCCCUCUCACUUGGUCUAGACAAGAGCAGUCAGGGGAAUGUUCAAUCCGCACAGUGUGUGCCAAGGGAAAUGGCACCUGGCUGGCCCACGACCCACGCACACCAGGAACUGAGCCAGACAAAGCCUGGGACAGCGAGUAUGGGGACAAAGAGCACCGCCAAGUUUGAUGAAGCCACAACAUCCAGGAUGGCCUGUCUGCCACCUCUCAAACUCCUGCCGAGAAGAGUCCAGAGCAAGUGGCCCCCGCACACACCUGGAAUCUUCCAAGGCAAAUCCCAAGCCGAAAUGACGGGCAAGCACUUCUUCCAGCACUGGAGGGCUCAGCCCCAAGGACACUAUAGAAGCAAUGAAAAACCCCUGGUGCCAUUUGAGGAUCAAGUCCACACCAGGCUCACCUACAUGCCCUUGUUUACUGGAAGAGUGAAGCUGUAUAAGCCCAAAAGCAAAUGACAUCAAACACAAGACCAACACUUUCUCAACUGAGCAGGAAAAAUCAAUCAGGACAGCGCCAGAAUUUUGGCCUCAAAAAGAGAACAUCUGGAGAAAGAGACUGGCUGAAUAACCUCUAGGGAAACACCAGAGAAGCUGUGCCUGUAGUCCCAGCACUCAGCUGAGACAAGAUUGCUGUAAGUUCCAGACUCAGCUCUUAGACCAGUUGCCACCAUUCUUACUACCAUCCACGUGAUGUCUCAUGAUGCCAGCAGGGCACGGGUGAGUCAUGUCUUUGGGAAGGAAUGCUGUCCCAUGUCUCAGAAGGGCAAGCGUGUUCCAGAAGACCUGAGAGGGAAGGUCAGUAAUUUCUCUAAUCAAUGAGGCCAUGGCAAAGCACCCAGGCUUCUCAAGAAAGCACCUCCAAUGAAUUAUAUUCUGCUCAAGC
This is a messenger RNA of Myodes glareolus (Bank vole), 1707 nucleotides long. The record is from RefSeq and is a predicted model, not a curated record. Lineage: Eukaryota; Metazoa; Chordata; Mammalia; Rodentia; Cricetidae.